Messenger RNA from Coregonus sp. 'balchen', 32476 nucleotides. The record is from the annotation of a GenBank genome assembly. NCBI's taxonomy places the organism in Eukaryota, Metazoa, Chordata, Actinopteri, Salmoniformes, Salmonidae.
UGUAGUACGUUAUUCAGUGGGUGGAAACUACAUUCGUCUCUAAAGUGGACUUCGAGAUCAAACGUCAUUCGGCGGCAUGUCUCCAUGACAGGCGUCGCCGGUUGCGAGCAAGAAAUAGUAGCCUACUCUGGGGUGCACGGAAUCUAUGGAGAUUUGAAAAUCUGACGGAAUCACACGGAGAACGUCAGGUAAAGUCAUACAUUUUAUUACCAUCUCCUUCAUAGCCCAUUAGACUUCGAAACAGCGUGAGGGGCUCAGUGCCACGAAAAAGGGUUCAAAUAGCGAAACGCAAGUCAGGUUAGGCUAGCAAUCCACUCACCAUUCUUGCAACACUCGCUAGCCAACUAGCUGGAUCCAGUCAGGCUGGGGCUCAGAGUUGAUAGCUAGCAAGCUAAUAAUAACAUGCUAGCUACCAUUGCUUACCAAACAUCGAGCGUGUUAGCUAUAUUUCUAGACUACCUAUAACUAGUUUGCUUAUUGGCAAUCUAAACCAUAUAUCCAGUUAGCUUGUUUGCCACAAGUUAUGUGGAAUUGUGCCAAUCCUCUGCUGUCAUUUUGUACUCCGUCAAAUUGUGCUCGAAAUGCCUCAAAAAUACCAAUGAGUUAAUUGGCCAGAAAAGUGGUUGUAUUUGCUUGAUAUCAAUCGGACAGUUGGCUAAUAAAGUUAGCAAACCGCUAGGAACGUGUCCCAUGCGACCACUCAUCUGCUCUGUCUCAGCCAAAUGGGAAACCCAAAAUGUCUGCACGUGUUCCGCACCUCGCACACGAAGCUAGCUAAUAUUUGUGUGCACUACUGUAACAAGAUGUGUGUCCCAAAUGUGUUAUUUGGAGGGUAACUAGGGUGUUUGGGAGAUUUGUGUUGGCUUUCUGGAAGGUUCCACGUGCUGAGCUGUAAGAGUCAGACAUAGCAAUGUUAGACAAAUUGCGAAAGGACACUUCAGUGUCAACAAGGAAGAGAGAAACCAAUGUAGCUACUGUACCUGUCCACCAAAUUGUAUCACAUAUUUUGCUUUGCAUGGAUCCGCCCUUUUUAGUUGGCUAUGUGUAAUUAUUAUUCUGUCAGUGUCGGCUUGCUCACAUAUGAGCCCAUCAUUUCAUCAUGACUUGGACGUUUCCAUUGACACAUUGAAUGAUAAAACAGAUUGUCCAAUCUAACAACUUGUGAUACCUUGGUCCAAAUGGCACCCUUUUCAUGGUGCACAAGGGGGGCCUGGUCAAACUUAGUACACUAUACAGGGAAAGGGUGCCAGUUGGGACAUACAUCUUGUCCUUUUGAUUCUGUUAUUUGGGAGACAUGAUCUGUUUGGAUCAACAGACCACAAAGGAAGGUCAUGCCAACUUUUGACUUCUUCCUGUAAUUAGUGGUUUUUGUUCUUCAUUCCUGUGGCAGUGUAGGUCAGCGGCUUGUCAAAAUCCUUGUUUGCGUCUGAGCUUUAAACAACUUUUUCACUCUCAGUUCCGGUAUUUCAUCAAUAAAAAGCCUUGUGACAUGGUGUCCCAUUUAGUGAAAUAAAAGCAAAGCUGAGGGGACACUGUAGAAGGACAGACAGGGGCAGUCCAGGGGCGUAUUCAAUGGAGUACAGUAGUACGAUCCUUCAGACAAAUGUAUAGAGAACCUUGUCUAUUCUACAAUUCACUUUUAUAUUUAAAUGGUUUGUAACAUUGCACUGAAGCACUCUCCUGAAUAAGCCCCUGGUCUGACAGUGAAGCCCAUUCAUCCCUUUAGCCCACUGCUUAUGAUAUACCCUGGUCCCUGGCUGGGUUCCUUUCCCGAUCCCUUUCCCCCUGGUCCCUGGCUGGGUCCCUUUCCCCCUGGUCCCUGGCUGGGACUCUGGCUGGCUUCAGGGUUUAAUUGAGGUGUUAGAGAAUCCAGGGAAUUUCAGCCUCUGUGGGAAUGCUGCUGGCGAGAGCGGCAGUGGGGAACCCACCCUGGAUGCCUCCCAAAUGGCACCCAUAGGGCUCUGGUCAAAAGUAGUGCACUAUAUAGGGAAAAGGGUGCCAUUUGGGACACGCAACCUGCCUGAAUUCUGAUUCUCUCUGAAGUGUGCAGUCAGUGUGUACUGCACUCAUUCACUCCCCCUCACAUAUUUGAACAGGAAUGGACUGGUGUAAAGCUAGAGUCCUUAAUUGAAACAAUAACAAAGUGGUGACUCCGCCUCUGUUUUGUUCAGAAGCUGAGGGAUGGGCCUGGAGAAAUGUAACCACUCUCAAAUGCGUAGACAGCGCUAUGGAUGCAAGGACUGACCAUCCAUGAUAUCAAAAUAAUUAAUGCUUAAACCAAUUCAGUGCUCUAAUUUAAACCCACAUAAAAAAAAUACUACAGUUUACUAUGGAAUACUAUAGUACUUACUAUAGAAUACCAUACACUGUAGUAUCCCUUGAUCAUGUGUUUUUUUUUAAAUAUUUUAUUUUACCUUUAUUUAACUAUGCAAGUCAGUUAAGAACAAAUUCUUAUUUACAAUGAUGGCCUACCCCAGCCAAACCCGGACGACGCUGGGAAAAUUGUGCGCCGCCCUAUGGGACUCCCAAUCACGGCCGGAUUGUGAUACAGCCUGGAACCGAACCAGGGUCUGCAGUGACGCCUCUAGUACUGAGAUGCAGUGCUUUAGACCGCCGCGCCACUAUGGAGCGGUACUUAGUAUAGUACCGCUCCCGAGUGUAGUACUUAGUAUAGAAUUUUGUAGUAUAGUGUACAAUACUAUAAUAAAUAUUACAGUAUUCUCCACAUUAAAACACUGUAGUAAAUACUACAUAAAUGUCAGCAAAAACACUACAUAAAAAAAAAAAAACUAUAGUAAAUACUACAGUAUUUAAUUUGCAUAUACCCUGCCCAUUCCCCUCCCCCAUAUCCCAAUUUGUGCCACCCGUAAGUGAGAAACCUACAUGACAAGUAAAUACCAUAUAUUGUGUUCCCUAUGGUUAUGAAAAGAGCAGAAGCUCUGAACUCCCUGUUCAGAACCCAAUCCUACCUACAAGUUAUUUGGUAUUUUUAUUUUAUUUGGUACUUUUUACCCCUUCUUCUCCCCAAAUGGUAGUUACAGUCUUGUCCCAUCGCUACAACUCCCGUACGGACUCGGUAGAGGCGACGGUCGAGAGCCGUGCGUCCUCCGAAACACGACACUGCCAAGCCGCACUGCUUCUUGACACACUGCUCGCUUAACCCGGAAGCCAGCCGCACCAAUGUGUCAGAGGAAACACCGUCCAGCUGGCGACCGAAGUCAGCGUGCAUGCGUCCGGCCCACCACAAGGAGUCGCUAGAGCGCGAUGGGACAAGGACAUCCCGGCACACCACAAGGAGUCGCUAGAGCGCGAUGGGACAAGGACAUCCCGGCCGGCCAAACCCUCCCCUGACUCGGACGACGCUGGGCCAAUUGUGCGCCGCCUCAUGGGUCUCCCGGUCGCGGCCUGCUGCGACACAGCCUGGGAUGGAACCCGGGUCUGUAGUGCCUUAGACCGCUGCGCCACUCGGCCCUAUUUGCUCUUUCAGUAUUUCUCCAGUAAGUUUCCUCAAGGAGAAAGCCCCCCACUUCUAUGUCAAAGAUAAUUAAAUAAAAACACUUUAGUUAAUACUACAGUAAUGUCCAUAAAAACACUACAGAGUAUACUACAGUAUACUACAGUCUGCAAAAACACAACAGUAAUUACUAUAGUGUGUAUAUAUAUACUUUUUUUUUUUUUUUUACUACAUUAUUUAUACUAUAGUAAACUGUAAAUACUACAGUAUUCAUUAGGGUUGGGCGAUAUCUAUUUCAUAUAGUUUCUGUACCAUACCGUUUUGUUUUUUGUUGCACAAACCAAUUUAAGCAACAGGGAUAUAAUUUAUUUGACAUUUUUAGAUUUCUUAUAGUUAGUUAUACUUAUAGUUAUAAGCAGUGACGUAGCACACACACCCCGCAGUCCAGUGUGCCCCCAACCCCAAAAUAAAAGUUUUUUUUAAAAACGGUAUUGAAUAUCAUACUGGCGGCCUGGGUAGAAAAUCUGGACAUAGUGCACACACCUCAGGGAGAAGGCCUGGGUAGAAAAUCUGGACAUAGUGCACACACCUCAGGGAGAAGGCCUGGGUAGAAAAUCUGGACAUAGCACUCCCGCUACAGGACACAGUGCAGCCUUCACUACAGGACACAGUGCAGCCUUCACUACAGGACACAGUGAAGCCUCCACUACAGGACACAGUGAAGCCUCCACUACAGGACACAGUGAAGCCUCCACUACAGGACACAGUGAAGCCUCCACUACAGGACACAGUGAAGCCUCCACUACAGGACACAGUGAAGCCUCCACUACAGGACACAGUGAAGCCUCCACUACAGGACACAGUGCAGCCUUCACUACAGGUCGCAUGGUAGAGUGAGGGUCGCAUGGUAGAGUGAGGGUCGCAUGGUAGAGUGAGGGUCGCAUGGUAGAGUGAGGGUCGCAGGGUAGAGUGAGGGUCGCAGGGUAGAGUGAGGGUCGCAGGGUAGAGUGAGGGUCGCAGGGUAGAGUGAGGGUCGCAUGGUAGAGUGAGGGUCGCAUGGUAGAGUGAGGGUCGCAUGGUAGAGUGAGGGUCGCAGGGUAGAGUGAGGGUGACAGUGCUGUAGUCCCAGAGCUACAGACAGUAGAUGGCAUGUCAGAUAUACUUGUCAGACACUUUGCGCUGAUAUGAUUUGUGGUGGUUCCCAAAUGGCACCAUGUUCCCUUCUAUUCCCUAUAGCUUUUGACCACAGCCCAUAGGGUGCCGUUUGGGACGCAGCCUAGAAGCAUAAGCCCAAUGUGAAACGGUUUGAACGUUGAACGCUUCAAAUGCUUCUAAUCCCUGUGGUGAUGAAAACCAAUCUGACAGAUAUAGGCCACUUAAUGAUGCCAGUGACUUGGCAGCUCUGGAGUUGACCACUUGCACUCUUGACCUCUAGGGUAAUCGACAUAAUGCGAUUAAUGCAGUCUCUCUCGCGCUCUCUCUCUCUCUCCCCCCACAGCCAUGCAGCAGCUUUCUCUAGAUGUUAAUUCUUUCUCGUUUGCCGGUGGUAAUGAGCCUUUAACCAGACCGGUAUGACCACAUGACUUUCUUUGUCCAAUCAGAAAGCACAUACUAAGACUAGUAAAAGAGUGGGGAAUGAAAGCCCUCUGGAGUGGCAGUGAUCUGACCAAAUAGAAACUGUUGAACAUUACAUCUACAGCAGGACUGAAAUGUUAAGUGGAUGGAAUAUUGUCCUUUAACGGCCGACGCCGCUAUUUCAGAUGAGUGACUGUUAGAAGGCAUUUCAGGUUAGCUAGCGAUCCCUUAUUAUUGGGUAAUAACAAGGUGUUUUCUCCCUGUGUUUCCUUCAGGUUCUUCUGUGUUGCAACAGGCAGGCAGGCGGGGCACCAGAUGACUGGUGUGUACUGGGAGUAAGGCUUUGAGCCGUUGUGCUGCGCUGUAUUGGAGCACAAUUCACAGGUGAGUGUCAGAGAUUCCACUUCCUUCUUUACUUCUUCCAUUCUUCUGUCACUUCCACCUUUUUAAACACUGAUUGGUUAAGCAUGAGUCUCUAUUUGAAACUCCAUUCAUGAUGAUGUCUGAAUAACUAAGGUGUGAAGCGGGACAAUAAUGUGUCUGUUCUGGAAAUAUAUUUUCUGCUGUGUGUGUGUGUGUCCAUCUGGACUACCGAGCCACAGUGGGUUUGGUUAGGGCAGUUUGCACUCUCCUCUGUUUGGAGAAUGUGUUUGUACAGUCACCAGGAGCCUCCCUGUGUGGAACUCUGGGGAUGUGUCCCAAAUGGCACCCUUUUUCCUAUAUAGGGAACUACUUUUGACCAGGGCCCAUGAAGGAAAUAGGUUACUAUUUGGGGCACAACCUUUAUCCAGGAGGAGUGGGGAAAAACCCAUCCUCUCAGACCGCCCUCAAUGUCCCUCUGUGUCAUUCUGUCUGUUCAUAAUCCUCGGCUGGGCAAACAUAUUGCACCUGAAACACGUACUGUAGUGGAGAUAUGGCUGUGUUUGAUCUUGGUGGUAUGUCGCACCAAGGCUUUGAAACUAUGUAAAUGAGAAUGAUCAACGUUGUUGUUGACAUCCUGGUUUGUAUCUGAUGAAGUGGAAACAAUUUGACCUGGGUACCCUGCCUUCUCCAGCCUUCCAGGUGCUGUGUUGUCUGUCAGUCUGCCUGAGGUGAGGGCAGUCAGACUGGUUUUGAUGUAGGGUGAAGUUGCCCUUAGACACUGAUCUUGGGUCAGCAUUUUCCCCCACUAAUGGUUAGGAUUGGUGGCGGAGAAGCCUAUCCUAGAUCUGUACCUAGGGGGAAGUUAAUCCUGUAGUGUUAUUGUUCCAUUCAAAUGUCCCUCAAAAACAUAUUAUUUCCAAGGUAUUAUAAUGGUGCAUUGGGUUUGUUUACAUUCCAGAUUCUUGUAUUGUUGUAUAAUACACUGAGUAUACCAAACAUUAGGAACACCUUCCUAAUAUUGAGUCUCAAAGUAGCAUGGGGGUUUAAAGGGUGUGUGUCUGAGUCACCAGAUCUCAACCCAAUUGAACACUUAUGGAAGAUUCUGGAGUGACGCCUGAGACAGCAUUUUCCACCACCAUCAACAAAACACCAAAAGAUGGAAUUUCUCAUGGAAGAAUGGUGUUGCAUCCCUCUAAUAGAGUUCCAGACACUUGUAGAAUCUAUGCCAAGGCGCAUUGAAGCUGUUCUGACGGCUCGUGGUGGCCCAACACCCUAUUAAGACACUUUAUGUUGGAGUUUCCUUUAUUACCUGUAUGUUAGUGUGUGCAAGUCAAAGUCCUUAUGAUUUUAUAUCUGAAUUUUCUCUAUAUUUGAUUUCUGAAGAUUAGAACUUAGACCAGAGAAAGCUGUAAGUAAGCUGUGACAAGCCUUGUGUGUUUUGCAAGUAACCACUUACAGGCUUGAAUUGGGGAAACGGUUCUGUUCUCCUGUAUAGUUAAUGUUGGAGAGAUCUGCCAGUGGGACCAGUCAUUGUCUGUCCCAAAUGACACCCUAUUCCCUAUAUAGUGCUCUUCUGUUGACCAGAGCCCUGGUCAAAAGUAGUGCACUAUAAAGGGAAUAGGGUGCCAUUUGGGACUUAUCCGUUGCUUGUUAGGGUUAUGGAAAUUAAGGCUUUUCAUACUGAAUCACUCCAUUGAUAAUAACUUACUGCUCCAGUUGUUUUUUCACGCCUUGUUAUGCCAGGUAUUUUACAGCAAGGCCCCACAUUUGUGUUUGAUCUUGAUGUUUGGAAUGUAUCACUAUGCACUCAUUCAUAUCCUAAUCAAAUGUGGUUACCAUAGAAAUUUAAAUAGACAGUUUAAAGGGGCGUGACGUGUUUCAUCAACAUCCAUCUUGAAUUAUACAACAGGUGGGUCUAAUCCUGAAUGCUGAUUGGUUAAAACCGCAUUCCAGCCGGAGUCUAUUCCACAAGUUACCACCGGCUAAAUCUAUUACUUUAAAAUGUCUAUUUAAUCUGUUCCAUCUGACUGCGCAAUCCACUGUCUCAUCAGCCCAGCCAGGCAAUUUAUAAACUUGAUCUCCACUAUAAAAAGCAUCUAGACAUUAUCUCACAUUUCUUUUAGGCUAACAUUUAGUUUACAACAGCAGAGAUUUGUAUAAACCUUGCUGUCGGUCUCUCUCUGACAUUUGCAACAUUGUUUCAAUAUUCAAAUUCGAUCUCCAGCUGUCGCAUAGUAAUGAACAUGUCGGGACGAGACAGACAGACAGGCAGCUUUUCUCAGCCAGUCGAAAUCAUGAAUCAGCUGGCAUCAUUUUUAUGGUUUGUUCGUUCUAAAUGUUCCAUUGCCAUACUGGCUGGUAACGUUCUUAUUUACAUUUACAUUUUAGUCAUUUAGCAGACGCUCUUAUCCAGAGCGACUUCCAGUUAGUGAGUGCAUACAUUUUCAUACUGACCCCCCGUAUCAAACCCAUACCAAUUAUUUGUUUUACCUGGGUUAACAAUAUUACUAUUGGCUACAUUUGUUCUACAACACUUGUUGACAAUCGGGUUUGUGUGUCAUUCACGAAGACAAGCAAAACUAUAGGCUCAUUUAUUUAAGUAAUACAAUGUUUGGUUAGGUCGCAACUCUCUACUUAAUGAGAAUUGAGAAUCAUAAGAAUUGACAUAACGCCAGAAACUAAAAUACAUUACACCUCAAUGCAGUACGGCAUAACUCACUGUAUGUCAGCUUAAAUAAGGAGUAGAGUAGCUGAUAAUUACAACAGAUGUUACAUUUCACUAGUUCAGGGUUGUAGAACUACAACUCAAACCCUUCAAGCGCUGCAGUGUCCUGCUGGUUUCUGCCUCUCCCUGGCAAUAAACGUAGUUCCUAAUCAGAAAGGUUCUAGUAACAGUUAUAUCGUAAACCCAGGUAGUGUUAAAAUAAACACAUGGCCUAUAAACUCACUGGUGGUUUCUGGUUUAAGGUGUGUGUGUGUGUGUGUUCGGGUUAUGAAUGACGGACAGCUGAAAAUGUAUACUGGUUGUCCCACAGAUGAGACGAAGAGGAUUUAAAACACCUAUUUCUGCCUCAAAUUCCCUUGACAGAAUUGGAUUAUGCAUGUUUGUGUGCAAUCUGUCCUCGAGACAGAAAACCAUUAUAAAUCAAUUUUAAAAAACAGACAACGAUUAUCAUUUAUCAACUCAAUUCAAAAUCUGCUGUGAAAUAAUUAGCUUAUCCCUUGCUUGCUAGCUAGCCAACCACGGCUAACUUACAGUCACGUCAAACAGUGCAGCCGGAAUAACAGCAGCUGCAUUUGCAUUUGUUUAAGUUGUUUUCUAGUGACAUUUAUUUGGAUACAUCCAUAACAAUGAGCUAAGGAGGCGCGAUUCCGCCUGGCAUAGAACAUUUGCUCUCUCGUCAGGACACUGCUGUUCAGAGGAGCUAGCCAACAACACAGCUAACACAAUCACUUCAAACUGAAGCUGGAAAGACUGCAAACUAGCUGUAUGUUUCAUUUGACCUUUUUUCAAUUGAAAUUUCUUUGUGUAUAUGUACAUAAAAAUGAUGCCAGCUGAUUCAUGAUUUGGACUGGCUGAGAAAUGCUGCCUGCCUGUCUGUUUUGUCCCGACACGUUCAUUACUAUAGGACAGCUGGAGAUCGAAUUUGUAUAUUGAAACAAUGUUGCAAAUGUCGGAGAGACAUUACAAAUCUCCGCUGUUGAAAACGAAAUGUUAGUCUAAAAGAAAUGUGAGAUAAUGUCUAGAUGUUUUUUAUAGUGGAGAUCAAGUUUAUAAAUUACCUGACAGUGGAUUGCGCAGUCAGAUGGAACAGAGUAAAUAGGCAUUUUAACGUCAUAGAUGUAGCCGGUGGUAACUUGUGGAAUAGACACCGGCUGGAAUGCGGUUUUAACCAAUCAGCAUUCAGGAUUAGACCCACCCAUUGUAUAAAGCUAGACAUGACCACCUGGUCUUCCCGAUAGCUACUGAGGUGAGACAGGCCGUUCAUACAAGGACAUGUACAUACAGUGCGUUCGGAAAGCAUUCAGACCCCUUGACUUUUUCCACAUUUUGUUAUGUUACAGCCUUAUUCUAAAAUUGAUUAAAUUGUUUUUUCCCCUCAUCAAUCUACACACAAUACCCCAUAAUGGCAAAGCAAAAACAGGUUUUUAGAAAUGUUUGCACAUUUAUUACAAAUACAAUUCUGAAAUAUCACAUUUACAUAAGUAUUCAGACCCUUUACUCAGUACUUUGUUGAAGCACCUUCGGCAGCGAUUACGGCCAAGUCUUCUUGGGUAUGACACUAGAAGCUUGGCACACCUGUAUUUGGGGAGUUUCUCCCAUUCUUCUCUGCAGAUCCUCUCAAGCUCUGUCAGGUUGGAUGGGGAGCACCGCUGCACAGCUAUUUUCAGGUCUCUCCAGAGAUGUUCAAUCGGGUUCAAGUCCGGGCUCUGGCUGGGCCACUCAAGGACAUUCAGAGACUUGUCCCGAAGCCACUCCUGCGUUGACUUGGCUGUGUGCUUAGGGUCAUUGUCCUGUUGGAAGGUGAACCUUCGCCCCAGUCUGAGGUCCUAAGCGCUCUGGAGCAGGUUUUCAUCAAUGAUCUCUGUACUUUGCUCCGUUCAUCUUUCCCUCGAUCCUGACUAGUCUCCCAGUCCCUGCCGUUGAAAAACAUCCCCACAGCAUGAUGCUACCACCACCAUGCUUCACCAUAUGGAUGGUGCCAGGUUUCCUCCAAACGUAAAUUCGGGCCAAAGAGUUCAAUCUUGGUUUCAUCAGACCAGAGAAUAUUUUUUUCUCAUGGUCUGAGAGUCCUUUAGGUGCCCUUUUGGCAAAUUCCAAGCGGGCUGUCAUGUGCCUUUUUUUAUUGAGGAGUGGCUUCCGUCUGGGUACUCUACCAUAAAGGCCUGAUUUGGUGGAGUGCUGCAGAGAUGGUUGUCCUUCUGGAAGGUUCUCCCAUCUCCACACACAAACUCUGGAACUCUGUCAGAGUGACCAUCAGGGUCUUGGUCACCUCCCUGACCAAGGCCCUUCUCCCACCAUUGAUAAGUUUGGCCGGGCAGCCAGCUCUAGGAAGAGUCUUGGUGGUUCCAAACUUCUUCCAUUUAAGAAUGAUGGAGGCCACUGCAUUCUUGGGGACCUUCAAUGCUUUGGUACCCUUCCCCAGAUCUGUCGACACAAUCCUGUCUCGGAGCACUAUGGACAAUUCCUUCGACCUCAUGGCUUGGUUUUUGCUCUGACAUGCACUGUCAACUGUGGGACCUUAUAUAGACAGGUGUGUGGCUUUCCAAAUCAUGUCCAAUGAAUUGAAUUUAUCACAGGUGGACUCCAAUCAAGUUGUAGAAACAUCUCAAGGAUGAUCAAUGAAAACAGGAUACACCUGAGCUCGAUUUUGAGUCUCAUAGCAAAGGGUCUGAAUACUUAUGUAAAUAAGGUAUUUCUGUUUUUUAUUUGCAAACAUUUCUAAACCUGUUUUCGCUUUGUCAUUACGGGGUAUUGUGUGUAGAUUGAGGAUUUUUAUUUAUUUAAUCGAUUUUAGAAUAAGACUAACUUAACAAAAUGUGGAAAAAGUCAAGGGGUCUGAAUACUUUCCGAAUGCACUGUAGCUAGACAUGACCGCCUGGUCUUCCUGAUAGCUACUGAGGUGAGACAGGCAAUCCCACCAUCAGCGCACAUUUACAAACAUUCUCUUGUCAGAAGAUCCUGGUUUGAUGAUGAUGAUUGUGUUUUCUUGUGUACCAAAUAUGCCAGGUGUUGUUGUGGGGAAGGCCAGAGGGAGGUGCUCAUUUUGGAAGUGGGUUGCUUUUAUUUUAUCCCUACAUGGAGCAGACCUUUGCUACCAAGUUGCUGAAAUACCAGCCCCUCGUGUCACGACUGAACAUCCUCGGUUAUCAGUGCGAACUUGUGGUGCUGAUGUUUGGGAGUCUCUGCCAUGUACAUAGGCUGACAGUACGUGGCCUUCAGAUUGCAGGCCUACAUAGGACAAAUGAUUUGUGGAUUCAAAAUAAAGUUUUUAAAAUGUGUGUGUCCUCCAGCCAUGCAGCAGGUGCUGGAUAACCUGAGAGACCUGCCCCCCACCACGGGCGCCAAAGACACUGACCUCCUCUUCCUCAGGGGCAUCAUAGAGAGCCCCAUAGUCCGCUCCCUCGCCAAGGUAACACACCCACACACUCCAUCAUAUCAUCAGUUAAGAGAGUAGAGGAGCAGGGGAGAGGAAGAGGCACUCGGGGCCACCAUAUAAAUGUCUCCUCCAUCUUGUAAGAACGGACUGUGCCAAUAAUGGCAAUGAGUCACUACCCCUCAUUCAAACAGCAGCAGUCUGGAAAAUUUUGGCCACGAAUGUUUGAAUGUAGGGUAUGACCUGUUAGCCAGCCAGCCAAUCUGCCAGUACACGACGCAACUUGCACGCAAUUUUAGUUGCUUGCAACCAAGUUGUUUCUUGAUUGCUUUGUGGGGGGGGGAUUAUGGUUGGGCGGUAUCCAGAUUGUCAUACCGUUUCUGUACCGUACCGGGGUGUAUUACCGAAUGUGCACACACGGGGCACUAUUUCCCCCCCAACAAAACAUUAUUCAAAAAACAUUUGACGCACAAGAUAUAGGCAAAAGGGAACUUGAUCCAGGAGGGGAUUGAAUGUCUCUGCUGUAACCAAGAAGCUUGAUCUUGACAUCUAGCCACUUAGCAAGUAAAUUAGCAAACCAAAUAAACAGCUGGAGCCCUGAGCUGGAUAUAAUUAAUUUGACACAUCUGAGAUUUCUUAUAGUUAUACAGUGGGGAAAAAAGUAUUUAGUCAGCCACCAAUUGUGCAAGUUCUCCCACUUAAAAAGAUGAGAGAGGCCUGUAAUUUUCAUCAUAGGUACACGUCAACUAUGACAGACAAAAUGAGUUUUUUUUUCUCCAGAAGAUCACAUUGUAGGAUUUUGAAUGAAUUUAUUUGCAAAUUAUGGUGGAACAUAAGUAUUUGGUCAAUAACAAAAGUUUCUCAAUACUUUGUUAUAUACCCUUUGUUGGCAAUGACACAGGUCAAACGUUUUCUGUAAGUCUUCACAAGGUUUUCACACACUGUUGCUGGUAUUUUGGCCCAUUCCUUCAUGCAGAUCUCCUCUAGAGCAGUGAUGUUUUGGGGCUGUCGCUGGGCAACACGGACUUUCAACUCCCUCCAAAGAUUUUCUAUGGGGUUGAGAUCUGGAGACUGGCUAGGCCACUCCAGGACCUUGAAAUGCUUCUUACGAAGCAUUUGGGAUCAUUGUCAUGCUGAAAGACCCAGCCACGUUUCAUCUUCAAUGCCCUUGCUGAUGGAAGGAGGUUUUCACUCAAAAUCUCACGAUACAUGGCCCCAUUCAUUCUUUCCUUUACACGGAUCAGUCGGCCUGGUUCCUUUGCAGAAAAACAGCCCCAAAGCAUGAUGUUUCCACCCCCAUGCUUCACAGUAGGUAUGGUGUUCUUUGGAUGCAACUCAGCAUUCUUUGUCCUCCAAACACUACGAGUUGUGUUUUUUUUUUCUUCAUCUGACCAUAUGACAUUCUCCCAAUCCUCUUCUGGAUCAUCCAAAUGCACUCUAGCAAACUUCAGACGGGCCUGGACAUGUACUGGCUUAAGCAGGGGGACACGUCUGGUACUGCAGGAUUUGAGUCCCUGGCGGCGUAGUGUGUUACUGAUGGUAGGCUUUGUUACUUUGGUCCCAGCUCUCUGCAGGUCAUUCACUAGGUCCCCCCGUGUGGUUCUGGGAUUUUUGCUCACCGUUCUUGUGAUCAUUUUGACCCCACGGGGUGAGAUCUUGCGUGGAGCCCCAGAUCGAGGGAGAUUAUCAGUGGUCUUGUAUGUCUUCCAUUUCCUAAUAAUUGCUCCCACAGUUGAUUUCUUCAAACCAAGCUGCUUACCUAUUGCAGAUUCAGUCUUCCCAGCCUGGUGCAGGUCUACAAUUUUGUUUCUGGUGUCCUUUGACAGCUCUUUGGUCUUGGCCAUAGUGGAGUUUGGAGUGUGACUGUUUGAGGUUGUGGACAGAUGUCUUUUAUACUGAUAACAAGUUCAAACAGGUGCCAUUAAUAGAGGUAACGAGUGGAGGACAGAGGAGGCUCUUAAAGAAGAAGUUACAGGUCUGUGAGAGCCAGAAAUCUUGCUUGUUUGUAGGUGACCAAAUACUUAUUUUCCACCAUAAUUUGCAAAUAAAUUCAUUAAAAAUCCUACAAUGUGAUUUUCUGGAUUUUUUUUCCUCAAUUUGUCUGUCAUAGUUGACGUGUACCUAUGAUGAAAAUUACAGGCCUCUCUCAUCUUUUUAAGUGGGAGAACUUGCACAAUUGGUGGCUGACUAAAUACUUUUUUUCCCCACUGUAUGUCGAUAUAGGACUUGUUUUACUGUGGAUAUACAGUGAUGGAAAAAAGUAUUUGAUCCCCUGCUGAUUUUGUACAUUUGCCCACUGACAAUGACAUGAUCAGUCUAUAAUUUUAAAUGGUAGGUUUAUUUGAACAAUGAGAGUCAGAAUAACAACAAAAAAAUGUCAAAAAUGUUAUAAAUUGAUUUGCAUUUUAAUGAGGGAAAUAAGUAUUUGACCCCUCUGCAAAACAUGACUUAGUACUUGUUGGCAAAACCCUUGUUGGCAAUCACAGAGGGGUCAAUACUUUUUUCCCCCACUGUAAUUAAGUUCUAAGCAGUGGCGUAGCACGCACCCCCACAACCCCUGGGUUAGUGCAGAGUUUUACGUUCAUGCGCGCAAAGUUUUAUGACGGGUCUGGUUUAUAACGGUAACCAUGUAUAGUUUAUAAAUCUAAAUAUUUAUGAACGUGCACAGACUUCAGAAAUGGACAUUUUGUGUGAAAUUUACACAACUGUUAUAAAUGUGGCCCCAGGAGUAGCAGUGCGUGUGUGUGUUCAGAUGGGACAUGCUGACAUCUGGUGGACAUUUAUCCUUGGUUCACUUUUCACAGGAAGAAAAGAAAAAAACUGACCAGGGACAGGGCAUGCAUAAAUCAAAUCAAAGGGAAAAACAAACAAAUAUUUAAUAUUUACUACACAACAAAUGUAAGAGGAUAAUAAAAAAAACUAAAUAAUAACAAUAAAAACUGAACGACUAAAAAGCACCCUAAGGAAAAGCAAAGCUUAAAAGGUGUUUUUAAGAUCUCUUUUAAAUGUGUCCACAGUUUCGGCCCCCCUCAGGUUCUCUGGCAGGCUAUUCCAGAGGCUGGGGGCAUAGUAACUAAAGGUUGCCUCUCCAUACCUCUUGGACCUGAACUAAAUACUGUGUGUAUUAAUGUGUGUGCGCUCCCCCCUCUCUCUGCAGGCCCAUGAGAGGUUGGAGGAUGUGAAGCUGGAGGCUGUGAGAGACAACAACCAGCAGCUGAUCUCAGAGAUCCUAGACUCCAUUACAGGGCUGAGUGGUAGAGACGCCUCCGCUGAGGAACUAGCCAACAUCCUCCAGGAACCACACUUCAAGGUACACACACACAGACACACACACCCAUGUAUACACGCACACGCACACACACACACACACACACACACACACACACACACACACACACAGUGCCAUUCAGUUGAGUAGUUAGAGCUAGUCUGAAAGUAGACCAGAGAAUGACUCUCUGCUGGGGCCAUAAUCUGGUGGAAUGACUGCCCUGUCUUGUCAGAGCUGUUUACAGCAACAAUCACCUUAUUCCUCCUGAAGUCUCUUUCGUUCUCUCUCUGUCUCUCUCUCUGUCUCUGUGUCUCUCUCUGUCUCUCUCUCUGUCUCUGUCUCUCUCUCUCUCUCUCUCUCUGUCUCUCUCUCUCUCUGUGUCUCUCUCUCUCUGGGUCUCUCUCUCUGGGUCUCUCUCUCUCUGUGCCUCUCUCUCUCUCUCUCUGUGCCUCUCUCUCUCUCUGUGCCUCUCGCUCUCUCUCUCUGUCUCUCUUUGUGCCUCUCUGUCUCUCUCGCUCUCGCUCUCUCUCUGUGACUCUCUCUCUGUCUCUCUCGCUCUCGCUCUCUCUCUGUGACUCUCUCUCUGUCUCUCUCUCUCUCUCUCUCUCUCUCUCUGUGCCUCUCUCGCUCUGUGCCUCUCUCUCUCUCUUUCUCUCUCUCUUUCUCUCUCUGUGUCUGCCCCUCUCUCUGUGUCUGCGUCUCUCUCUCUGUGUGUGUGUCUCUCUCUGUGUGUGUGUCUGCCUCUCUGGUUGGAACUACACUACAUGACCAAAAGUAUGUGGACACCUGUUCGUCGAACAUCAUAUUCCAAAAUCAUGGGCAUUAAUAUGGAGUUGGUCCCCCCUUUGCUGCUAUAACAGCCUCCACUCUUCUGGGAAGGCUUUCCACUAGAUGUUGGAACAUUGCUGCAGGGACUUGCUUCCAUUUAGCUACAAGAGCGUUAGUGAGGUCGGGCACGGUGAUUAGUCCUGGCUCGCAGUCGGCGUUCCAAUUCAUCCCAAAGGUGUUCGAUGGGGUUGAGGUCAGGGCUCUGUGCAGGCCAGUCAAGUUCUUCCACACCGAACUUGACAAACAAUUUCUGUAUGGACCUUGCUUUGUGCACAGGGGCAUUGUUAUGCUGAAACAGUAAAGGGCCUUCCCCAAACUGUUGCCACAAAUUUGGAAGCUCAGAAUCGUCUAGACUGUCAUUGUAUGCUGUAGCGUUUAGAUUUCCCUUCACUGGAGCUAAGGGGCCUAGCUCGAACCAUCAAAAACAGCCCCAGACCAUUUUUCCUCCUACACCAAACUUUACAAUUGGCACUAUGCAUUGGGGCAGGUAGCGUUCCCCUGGCAUCCGCCAAACCCAGAUUAAUCCGUCGGACUGCUAGAUGCUGAAGCGGGAUUCGUCCAAUAACGGCGAGCUUUACCCCACUCCAGCUGACGCUUGGCAUUGCGCAUGGUGAUCUUAGGCUAGUGUGCGGCUGCUCGGCCAUGGAAACCCAUUUCAUGAAGCUCCCGACGAACAGUUCUUGUGCUGACGUUGCUUCCAGAGGCAGUUUGGAACUCGGUAAUGAGUGUUGCAACCGAGGACAGGACAGGCGAUUUUUACACGCUUCAGCAGUCCCAUUCUGUGAGCUUGUGUGGCCUACCACUUCGCGGCUGAGCCGUUGUUGCUCCUAGACGUUUCCACUUCACAAUAACAGCACUUAUAGUUGACUGGGGCAGCUUUAGCAGGGCAGACAUUUGACGAACUGACUUGUUGGAAAGGUGGCAUCCUAUGACGGUGCCACGUUGAAAGUCACAGCUCUUCUGUAAGGCCAUUCUGCUGCCAAUGUUUGUCUAUGGAGAUUGCAUGGCUGUGUGCUCGAUUUUAUACACCUGUCAGCAACGGGUGUGGCUGAAAUAGCCAAAUCCACUAAUUUGAAGGGGUGUCCACGUACUUUUGUUUAUAUAUAGUGUGCAGUAUCUGUCAGACAGGACACUGUGUGCUUUCUGAUGGUGUCAAGUUACCUUGAUUUUACUAAAGGUGUCCUGCAAGGGUCGAUUUUGGGACCUGUCAUCUUUACUAUUUAUAUAAAUAAUAAUGGUCUAUCUGCAAUACCUGUAACAUUAAUCUGUAUGCAGAUGACACUGCUAUGUACGCUAUUGCCCCUACGGCUGACCAGGCUAUGUUGGAGCUGCAAUCUGAUUUUGUCGCCUUGCAGAAAGUCCUUGUUGAUUUUAAAAUUGGUACUCAAUGCGGGAAAAAAUUCGGUUUUCAAAUUUUCAUAGAAAUAUUUUAGAUGGCUUACACAUUUAUGCAUUGGAUGGUUCUUUCAUCGAGCAGGUUCUCGCCUAUAAAUAUCUGUGCUUUUGGAUUGACAAUAAUUUGACGUUUAAAAAAAACAUACGGAUGAGCUAGUUAAAGGAAAAUUCCACCCCAAAACUAUAUGUUGGGAUUUGUUUCAUUAGUCCAUUGUUGACGUAGUCCCAAAAUGUUUUGCUUGUCAGCGAUUACGUUUUCGAGAUAUGUAACUUUCAAAAUACCUAAAUCAUCCCUGUGUGAUGCAUUUUGCUUCAUACAGGGAUGAAUUCUGUAUGUCAACAAUGGACUAAUGAAACAAAUACCAAAAUAGAUUUUUCCUUUUAAGACGCUGAGAUUUUAAAGUAGGGUUCUUUUAUAGAAAUAGAUUCCGCCUCUCCAGAAACAGCAGGAAGCAGAUUGUACAGGUAACUCUCCUGCCAGUUCUUGACUAUGGUGACACCAUUUAUCGGAAUGAAGCAGCCACUAAUCUUAAACCAUUGGAUGCCGUCUACCAUAGCGCCCUUCGCUUUAUCACAGGUGACAGUUUUAAUAUGCAUCAUUGCAUCAUGUAUCAAAAUGUUGGCUGGUCCUCCUUAAGAUCCCAUAGAUCACUUCAUUACUCCCUUUCUGUUUACAAUGCUUUACUACACAAGCUUCUGACCUACCUCACUUCACUGUUAAAACCCGUUCACAGGGAUGGUUAACUCUCGAGGUUCCACUAGUACGUACUGAUUUAGGUAAAUCCGCCUUCGGUUUUAAUGCCCUCCAUUUUUGGAAAAGCCUACCAAACUCCAUACAUAUUGACUCUCUGUGGUGCCUCUAGGGCAGUUUAGGACUUUAAUGUUGAAUGUGUUUAAUGAGAAUUGCAGGUGUUUGGAUUGAAUAAUUGUUUUUGUGGUGUGUGAAGCUGUUGUGUUAAUUCUGUAAAUUGUCAUUUACUUUAUAUUAUUAUUAUUGUUAAGAAUUUGUUGUAUUGUUGUCCUCAGGGCACCAUUGUUAAUGAGACCCUGGUCUCAAUGGCUUCCCCUGAAUAAAUAAAAGUUAAAUAAAAAAAUCUCUCUCUCUCUUUGCUUCUCUGUCUCGCUCUCUCUGCUACUUGCCCCUCCUCCUCCUAGAGAGAAAACAUUUGCCUUUUCUGUCUGGACCAAUGAGAAACUGCGGCCUAAGGGGGGGCUCUGUCCCUGGUCUAAUGGGAGUGGAAGGGUCUAGUGGGGGGAGGUACACACAUUGCUGGGUUAGGGAGUUCUAUCAUGUGUGAACCAGAUCUGUACUGAUGCAUGUUGCUGCUCUCUCUCUGUCUCUCUCUCUCUCUGUGUGUGAGCCUGAUAUUCAUCUUAUGGUAUGGCUGCUCUGCCGGUGAGAACUAAACUGAUAUUCAUCCUAUGAUAUGUCUGCUCUGCCGGUGAGAACUAAACUGAUAUUCAUCCUAUGAUAUGUCUGCUCUGCCGGUGAGAACUAAACUGAUAUUCAUCCUAUGAUAUGGCUGCUCUGCCAGUGAGAACUAAACUGAUAUUCAUCCUAUGAUAUGGCUGCUCUGCCAGUGAGAACUAAACAGAUAUUCAUCCUAUGAUAUGGCUGCUCUGCCAAUGAGAACUAAACUGAUAUUCAUCCUAUCUUUCCUUUUGGGGACUGAUUUAAUGAUUUUAUUUCCUGCAUGCUGCUUUUGGUCUUAAAAACAACGCUUAUGUUGUGUUGGAAGAAGUGUAGUAAUAUGUGUAGUCUACCUAUCCUUGUGUGGAAGAGCUGUGAUUGGUUCAUAUACACUGGAGCAUCUGUUAUCCAGUGGGCUGUGUUAGAGCUGUGAUUGGUUCAUAUACACUGGAGCAGCUGUUAUCCAGUGGGCUGUGUUAGAGCUGUGAUUGGUUCAUAUACACUGGAGCAGCUGUUAUCCAGUGGGCUGUGUUAGAGCUGUGAUUGGUUCAUAUACACUGGAGCAGCUGUUAUCCAGUGGGCUGUGUUAGAGCUGUGAUUGGUUCAUAUACACUGGAGCAGCUGUUAUCCAGUGGGCUGUGUUAGAGCUGUGAUUGGUUCAUAUACACUGGAGCAGCUGUUAUCCAGUGGGCUGUGUUAGAGCUGUGAUUGGUUCAUAUACACUGGAGCAGCUGUUAUCCAGUGGGCUGUGUUAGAGCUGUGAUUGGUUCAUAUACACUGGAGCAGCUGUUAUCCAGUGGGCUGUGUUAGAGCUGUGAUUGGUUCAUAUACACUGGAGCAGCUGUUAUCCAGUGGGCUGUGUUAGAGCUGUGAUUGGUUCAUAUACACUGGAGCAGCUGUUAUCCAGUGGGCUGUGUUAGAGCUGUGAUUGGUUCAUAUACACUGGAGCAGCUGUUAUCCAGUGGGCUGUGUUAGAGCUGUGAUUGGUUCAUAUACACUGGAGCAGCUGUUAUCCAGUGGGCUGUGUUAGAGCUGUGAUUGGUUCAUAUACACUGGAGCAGCUGUUAUCCAGUGGGCUGUGUUAGAGCUGUGAUUGGUUCAUAUACACUGGAGCAGCUGUUAUCCAGUGGGCUGUGUUAGAGCUGUGAUUGGUUCAUAUACACUGGAGCAGCUGUUAUCCAGUGGGCUGUGCUGGAGCUGUGAUUGGUUCAUAUACACUGGAGCAGCUGUUAUCCAGUGGGCUGUGUUUUUCUCUUACCAGUUGGUAGUAAAUCCAUGCUUGUUGCUGCUUGACUGUGACAUUAGGAAAUAGUGUUUUUGAUGAGGAGGGUGUGGAUACAGGUCUAUCUAUAUGUUGGUGUGUCUUGGGAUGUUGUAACAGGUGUGUGCUUGAUUAACAGUAUCAAGUCAUUCCCUGUCCUUACCAACCAGGGAUCCUCUGCCUCUCAAACAAACGUGACUGCACACUUGACAACGUCUUAGCCAAAUUGCGCUAUAGAAAAGUGAGUGAUUUCGAUUUUUGGAGACAUUUACGAAUCCAACUCUGUUACGCUGUUUCCUUUCUGUAUCGUGAUGUUUUUUUCCAUUGGCUUAAGGUUAUACUGGAAUAAUUCACUCACUCUACAAUAAUAAUCUCUGUCUCUCCGUCUCUCUCUCUCCGUCUCUCUCUCUCCGUCUCUCUCUCUCCGUCUCUCUCUCUCCGUCUCUCACUCUCCUCCAGUCUCUGAUCGAGGCCCAUGAUAAAAUGUCAGCUAGCGCUCUCUCUCUCCUCUUCAGUCUCUAUCUCUCUCCUCCAGUGUCUCUCUCUCCCUCCAGUCUCUGAUUGAGGCCCAUGACAAGGUUGCAGCUAACUCUCUCUCUCUCUCUCUCUCUCUCUCUCUCUCUCUCGCGCUCUCGCUCUCGCUCUCGCUCUCGCUCUCGCUCUCGCUCUCGCUCUCGCUCUCGCUCUCUCUCUCUCGCUCUCUCUCUCUCUCUCUCUCUCCAGUCUCUGAUUGAGGCCCAUGAUAAGGUGGCAGCUAAAUGUUAUGAGAUGCCGCCCUCGGAGGUGAACAGUAAUGCCAUGGCAACCGGCCCUCUCAUGCCCGCUGACGCCGUCAGGAUGAUUGGCAUCCAGAAGAAGGCUGGCGAACCACUGGUAAGUUAAUGUCUGCAUCCCAAAUGGCACCCUAUUCCCUAUAUAGUGCACUUAUUUUGACAAGGGACCAUAGCCGGGCUCCGGUCAAAAGUAGUGCACUAUGUAGGGAACAGGGUACCAUUUGGGACGUAGUCUCAGACAUUACCAAUCGAACUGCAAGAGCUGGAUGACUGUCCAAAGUUUGUACUUAGCAGUGUAGCUACAUGUCAUAUUUUAAUCCCUUGUCUGAUGCAUUAACCUCUCCCUCUCUCUCCUCCCCUCUCUUUCUCUCCUCCCCUCUCUUCUCCUCCUCAGGGGGUGACGUUCAGGGUGGACCGAGGGGAGCUGGUGAUCGCCAGGAUCCUGCACGGCAGUUUGAUCGACCGGCAGGGCAUGCUGCACGCGGGAGACGUCAUCAGGGAGGUGAACGGGCGCGAGGUGGGCAGCGACCCCAAGGAGCUGCUGGAGCUGCUGAGGGACUGCCAGGGGGGCAUCACCCUCAAGAUCCUUCCCAGCUACCGCGACACUCCAGCACCCCCACAGGUGAGAACAGGGUGGUAUUUAUUAGUGCACCGUAGACAUUUUUUUUGCAACAGAAAACAAAAACAAAUGUUUCUUAUUGGGCAGAUUCAGGUAGGAUUCAGUUUGACUGUUUGCUUCCAUUCACAUUCUAAUGACUGCAACACAGGGGUGGCUAACCCUCCUCUUGUAGUGCAAUUGGGAAUGUAGACUUUUGCACCAACCCUGCACCAACACACCUGAUUCAGUUCGUUGAGGUGAUUCAGCAGAUUAGGAGAGUCAGAUGUGUUAAAACAGGGCUGGAGCAAAAGCCUGCAUGAACAAGUAGAUCUUCAGGAGGAGGGUUGGUUACCCACUAGGUCAGAGGUGCUGUAAUAAUGAUACUGUUAGAUUUACAUUUUAGUCAUUUAGCAGACGCUCUUAUCCAGAGCGACUUACAGUUAGUGAGUGCAUACAUAUAUUUUUUUUCAUACUCUACUUUUCGUAGAUGUGAGUACCAUGCACCUAUCUCCUAUUGAAAACCUGUUUCUGCACCUGGGGCUGUACAGGUGAGAGGGAAUAUACAAUGCACUGUUCAGUUGUCCCUUGGUCGUAUUUGAUUAGAUUUUUGUAAAGUACUUUAGUAUUUUUACUUAAGUCGUUUUUUUGGGUAUCUGUACUUUACUAUUUAUAUUUUUGACAACUUUUACUUCACUACAUUCCUAAAGACAAUAAUUUACUUUUUACUCCAUACAUUUUCCUUAGACAACCAAAAGUACUCACUACAUUUAAAAUGCUUAGUAGGCCAGGGAAAUUGUCAAAUUCACACACUUAUCAAGAGAACAUCCCUGGUCAUCCCUACUGCCUCUGAUCUGGCGGACUCGCUAAUCACAAAUGCUUCAUUUGUAAAUGAUGUUGGAGUGUGUCCCUGGCUAUCCGUAAAUUAAAAUAACAAGAAAAUGGUGCCUUAAUAUAAGGAAUUUUUAAUACUUCUACUUUUUACUUUUGAUACUUAAGUAUAUUUAAGCAAUUACAUUUACAGUUGAAGUCGGAAGUUUACAUACACUUAGGUUGGAGUUAUUAAAACUAUUUUUUCAUCCACUCCACAAAUUUCUUGUUAACAAACUAAAGUCGGUUAGGACAUCUACUUUGUGCAUGACACAAGUAAUGUUUCCAACAAUUGUUUACAGACAGAUUAUUUAAUUUAUAAUUCACUGUGUCACAAUUCCAGUGGGUCAGAAGUUUACAUACACUAAGUUGACUGUGCCUUUUAAACAGCUUGGAAAAUUCCAGAAAAUGACAUCAUUUGAGUCAGUUGGAGGUGUACCUGUGGAUGUAUUUCAAGGCCUACCUUCAAACUCAGUGCCUCUUUGCUUGACAUCAUGGGAAAAUCAAAAGAAAUCAGCCAAGACCUCAGGAAAAAAAUGUGUAGACCUCCACAAGUCUGGUUCAUCCUUGGGAGAAAUUUCCAAACGCCUGAAGUUACCACGUUCAUCUGUACAAACAAUAGUACGCAAGUAUAAACACCAUGGGACCACACAUCCGCCAUACCGCUCAGGAAGGAGACGCGUUCUGUCUCCUAGAGAUGAACGUACUUUGGUGCGAAAAGUGCAAAUCAAUCCCAGAACAACUGCAAAGGACCUUGUGAAGAUGCUGGAGGAAACAGGUACAAAAGUAUCUACAGUGAGGGGAAAAAAGUAUUUGAUCCCCUGCUGAUUUUGUACGUUUGCCCACUGACAAAGAAAUGAUCAGUCUAUAAUUUUAAUGGUAGGUUUAUUUGAACAGUGAGAGACAGAAUAACAACCAAAAAAAUCCAGAAAAACGCAUGUAAAUUUUUUUAUAAAUUGAUUUGCAUUUUAAUGAGGGAAAUAAGUAUUUGACCCCCUCUCAAUCAGAAAGAUUUCUGGCUCCCAGGUGUCUUUUAUACAGGUAACGAGCUGAGAUUAGGAGCACACUCUUAAAGGGAGCGCUCCUAAUCUCAGCUUGUUACCUGUAUAAAAGACACCUGUCCACAGAAGCAAUCAAUCAAUCAGAUUCCAAACUCUCCACCAUGGCCAAGACCAAAGAGCUCUCCAAGGAUGUCAGGGACAAGGUUGUAGACCUACACAAGGCUGGAAUGGGCUACAAGACCAUCGCCAAGCAGCUUGGUGAGAAGGUGACAACAGUUGGUGCGAUUAUUCGCAAAUGGAAGAAACACAAAAUAACUGUCAAUCUUCCUCGGCCUGGGGCUCCAUGCAAGAUCUCACCUCGUGGAGUUGCAAUGAUCAUGAGAACGGUGAGGAAUCAGCCCAGAACUACACGGGAGGAUCUUGUCAAUGAUCUCAAGGCAGCUGGGACCAUAGUCACCAAGAAAACAAUUGGUAACACACUACGCCGUGAAGGACUGAAAUCCUGCAGCGCCCGCAAGGUCCCCCUGCUCAAGAAAGCACAUAUACAGGGCCGUCUGUUUGCCAAUGAACAUCUGAAUGAUUCAGAGGAGAACAGGGUGAAAGUGUUGUGGUCAGAUGAGACCAAAAUCGAGCUCUUUGGCAUCAACUCAACUCGCCGUGUUUGGAGGAGGAGGAAUGCUGCCUAUGACCCCAAGAACACCAUCCCCACCGUCAAACAUGGAGGUGGAAACAUUAUGCUUUGGGGGUGUUUUUCUGCUAAGGGGACAGGACAACUUCACCGCAUCAAAGGGACGAUGGACGGGGCCAUGUACUGUCAAAUCUUGGGUGAGAACCUCCUUCCCUCAGCCAGGGCAUUGCAAAUGGGUCGUGGAUGGGUAUUCCAGCAUGACAAUGACCCAAAACACACGGCCAAGGCAACAAAGGAGUGGCUCAAGAAGAAGCACAUUAAGGUCCUGGAGUGGCCUAGCCAGUCUCCAGACCUUAAUCCCAUAGAAAAUAUGUGAGGGAGCUGAAGAUUCGAGUUGCCAAACAUCAGCCUCGAAACCUUAAUGACUUAGAGAAGAUCUGCAAAGAGGAGUGGGACAAAAUCCCUCCUGAGAUGUGUGCAAACCUGGUGGCCAACUACAAGAAACGUCUGACCUCUGUGAUUGCCAACAAGGGUUUUGCCAACAAGUACUAAGUCAUGUUUUGCAGAGGGGUCAAAUACUUAUUUCCCUCAUUAAAAUGCAAAUCAAUUUAUAACAUUUUUGACAUGCGUUUUUCUGGAUUUUUUUGUUGUUAUUCUGUCUCUCACUGUUCAAAUAAACCUACCAUUUAAAAUUAUAGACUGAUCAUGUCAUUGUCAGUGGGCAAAUGUACAAAAUCAGCAGGGGAUCAAAUACUUUUUUCCAUCACUGUAUAUCCACAGUAAAACAAGUCCUAUAUCGACAUACAGUGGGGGAAAAAAGUAUUUAGUCAGCCACCAAUUGUGCAAGUUCUCCCACUUAAAAAGAUGAGAGAGGCCUGUAAUUUUCAUCAUAGGUACACGUCAACUAUGACAGACAAAUUGAGGAAAAAAAAUCCAGAAAAUCACAUUGUAGGAUUUUUAAUGAAUUUAUUUGCAAAUUAUGGUGGAAAAUAAGUAUUUGGUCACCUACAAACAAGCAAGAUUUCUGGCUCUCACAGACCUGUAACUUCUUCUUUAAGAGCCUCCUCUGUCCUCCACUCGUUACCUCUAUUAAUGGCACCUGUUUGAACUUGUUAUCAGUAUAAAAGACACCUGUCCACAACCUCAAACAGUCACACUCCAAACUCCACUAUGGCCAAGACCAAAGAGCUGUUAAAGGACACCAGAAACAAAAUUGUAGACCUGCACCAGGCUGGGAAGACUGAAUCUGCAAUAGGUAAGCAGCUUGGUUUGAAGAAAUCAACUGUGGGAGCAAUUAUUAGGAAAUGAAAGACAUACAAGACCACUGAUAAUCUCCCUCGAUCUGGGGCUCCACGCAAGAUCUCACCCCGUGGGGUCAAAAUGAUCACAAGAACGGUGAGCAAAAAUCCCAGAACCACACGGGGGGACCUAGUGAAUGACCUGCAGAGUGCUGGGACCAAAGUAACAAAGCCUACCAUCAGUAACACACUACGCCGCCAGGGACUCAAAUCCUGCAGUGCCAGACGUGUCCCCCUGCUUAAGCCAGUACAUGUCCAGGCCCGUCUGAAGUUUGCUAGAGUGCAUUUGGAUGAUCCAGAAGAGGAUUGGGAGAAUGUCAUAUGGUCAGAUGAAACCAAAAUAGAACUUUUUGGUAAAAACUCAACUCGUCGUGUUUGGAGGACAAAGAAUGCUGAGUUGCAUCCAAAGAACACCAUACCUACUGUGAAGCAUGGGGGUGGAAACAUCAUGCUUUGGGGCUGUUUUUCUGCAAAGGGACCAGGACGACUGAUCCGUGUAAAGGAAAGAAUGAAUGGGGCCAUGUAUCGUGAGAGAGAGAGAGAGAGAGAGAUGCAUUUCUUAACCUCCUGCCAAAUGUAUGACCAUAUUAAAGACACAUAUUUCCCUCAGAUUACAGAGAUCCACAAAGAAUUUGAAAACAAACCCAAUUUUGAUCAACUUCCAUAUCUACUUGGUGAAAUACGACAGUGUGCCAUCACAGCAGCAAGAUUUGUCACCUGUUGCCAAAAGAAAAGGGCAACCAGUGAAGAACAAACACCAUUGUAAAUACAUCCCAUAUUUAUGUUUAUUUUCCCAUUUGUACUUUAACUAUUUGCACAUUGUUACAGCACUGUAUAUAUACAUAGUCAUUGGGAAAUGUCUUUAUUCUUUUGGAACUUCUGAGUGUAAUGUUUACUCUUAAUUUGUAUUGUUUAUUUCAUUUUUGUUUACUAUCUACUUCACUUGCUUUGGCAAUGUUAACAUACGUUUCCCAUGCCAAUAAAGCCCUUAAAUUGAAUUUAAACAGAAUUGAGAAAGAGAGAGGAAGGGGGAGAGGGGGAGAGGAGGGAAGGGAGAGGAGGGAAGGGAGAGGGGGAGAGGAGGAGGUAAGGGAGGAGGGAGGGAGGGAGAGGGGAGAGGGAAGGGGGAGGGAGGUAGUGGAGGGAAGUAUGCAAGGGGGGAAGGGGGGGAGAGAGGGGGAGAGGGGGAGAGGGAGGGGGGAGGAGGGGAAGAGGAGGGAAGGGGGGAAGGUCUGCGGGAGAGGGAGGAGGGUCCUGGCCCUUUUUAUAGAGAAAAUAAUCUGGGCAUGGGGAGGAGGAGAGGAAACUAAAGCCUCCCUUACUGUAUACACAUACACACCACCCAGAGCAUGCAAUGCUGUGAGGCAUUAUGUAAGGCAGGGCUCUCCAACCCUGUUCCUGGAGAGCUACCCUCCUGUAGGUUCUCACUCCAACCCCAGUUGUAACUAACCUAGUUCGGCUUAUCAACCAGAUAAUUAUUAGAAUCAGGUGCGUUAGAUUAGGGUUGGAGUGAAAAUCUACAGGAGAGUAUCUCUCCAGGAACAGGGUUGGAGAGCCCUGAUGUAGGGUUUUGUCAAGAAGGCAGUGGUCUUUGGCUGGGGGCAGAAUGUGACCAAUUAUGUUUGUUUCUCUCUGUGGAUUCUCACAGUACAGACUGUCGAACGUUGGGCUGUUGGUAAUUGACAAUCUGAAGAUGACGUCAUUGUUGUUAAACACCCCUCCUAUUUCCUUUUUCUACCUGAAGCUGUAACUAUGGUAACACAGACAUUGUCCUCCUGUUCUCCAGGUGCAUCUGAAACCCCACUUUAACUACAGCCCAGCCACAGACAACCUGAUCCCCUGUAAGGAGGCUGGCCUGGCCUUCUCUAAAGGAGAUGUAUUGCACAUUGUCAACAGAGAGGACCCUAACUGGUGGCAGGUAGGUACUGCUGACAACAGAACAGCCCUUAGCCUUGUGUUAUUCCCCAUAAUCCACAGGUUCUCAUGCCUUAUUGGUUAAAUUAGAAGCAUGGUUGAAUGACUUUCACACAUCCACCCCUAGGCACUUGAUCUGAAACAACUGGAUGGAUAGAUGCAGUGUAAGCAAUAUGGUAAUAGCUCCAUGCUCCAUCUUGCCUUCUGAUUGGCUAGGUGGAACUUUUAAUCAUAUUGCUUCCAACUGUCCUAACCCGGCCCUGAGCACCCCUAAUGGGAUAGGGACUAGUAUUCCAUGUGUGACUUUUAAUCAAAAAUGAACUGAUCCUCAAGAGUAGAGCAAGAGAAACAGGAAGUAGCACGUCUCUGACCUCACAUCCUGUCCUUCAGGCGGUCAACAUUGUGGGAGGAGCCACAGGACUGAUCCCCAGUCAGUUCUUAGAGGAGAAGAGAAAAGCCUUUGUGAGGAGAGAAUGGAAUGGAUCAGGUACACUUCUGACUUUGGGAGAAAAGUGCUUAAAAUGUGUUAUUAUUAUUAUUAUUAGGUAGUUAGACUUCUAUACACCGUCCUAUAUAGCUCAGAAUACUGCCUGGUUCAACUAAGGUGAAAUAGAAUUGUAACACACAUCUCUGUAGCCCCCUGUAGCUCAGUUGGUAGAGCAUGGCGCUUGCAACGCCAGGGUUGUGGGUUCGUUUCCCACAGGGGGCCAGUAUGAAAAAUGUAUGCACUCACUAACUGUCGCUCUGGAUAAGAGCGUCUGCUAAAUGACUAAAAUGUAAAAUCUCUAUACUCAACAAAGUAAUGACAUCUACCCCAAAAUAAUUUAUUAUUUCCACCUGUUUGUGUACUCGACUGUGUCCCAAAUGGCCCCCUUUACCCUACUAUAUAGGAAAUAAGGUACUAUAUACACGCAGCCUCUAUACCCAGGACAGUUUAUUUCUCAAAGUAGCACAUUUGGCAGCAAACUGCCAUGAAAGUAUAGGCUAAGUCCACACUCCAAUAAAUAACCCCACCCCCCCACUACUUCCCCUCUACUUGUGUCCACAACUCAGGCAUAUUUAGGAAAUAUGUUUACUCUGGUGCCCUCCUGUGGUUCAGUGAGCUUUAAUGUGUUUUGUUCCUCCCAGGCGUUCUCUGUGGGACACUAACAGGGAAGAAGAAGAAGAAGAAGAUGAUGUACAUGAUGUCCAAGAAUGCAGGUGUGUUCAGCAGCCAUUAGACCCCUCUUAUCCUGAUCCUGCUCUAAAGGGCUUCAGUUCACCUUGUGGGCGUUGUGUUAUACUGAUAACAACCUAUAGUUGUAGCUAAUGUUAUCAGUAACAUCAUAUUGUUGGCCAGAGCCAUCUCCUAAUGCAUAUCAAAGCAAAGAACAGCUGGAUUACACCUCUCUCUCAUUAUUGGCCACCAUUCAUUUGAUAUUUCAGUGAUAUUUCAGUGUACUAUAGCCUAACCGAUAGGUAUGUGUGGAGUAGGUUAAUUUUCCAUCCAUUGUUGGCUCUACACUAGUGUACAAAACAUUAGGAACACCUGCUCUUUCCAUGACAGACUGACCAGUUGAAAGCUAUUAUCCCUUGAUGUCACUUGUUAAAUCCACUUCAAUCAGUGUGGAUGGGGGAAGUGACUCAAUAGUUGGAAGGUGUUCUUAAUGUUUUGUACACUCAGUGUAUAUCACUAUAGUAUAGAUGACUGUAUAUUAUACAAAACAAAAAUAUAAACGCAACAUGUUGGGUCCCAAAAAGCUUAUUUCUCUCAAAUGUUGUUUGCAAAUUAGUUUACAUCCCUUUUUGUGAGCAUUUCUCCUUCACCAAGAUAAUCCAUCCACCUGACAGGUGUUGCAUAUCAAGAAGCUGAUUAAACAGCAUGAUGAUUACACAGGUGCACCUUGUGCUGGGGACAAUAAAAGGCCACUCUAAAAUGUGCAGUUUUGUCACAACACAAUGCCACAGAUGUCUCCAGUUUUGUGGGAGGGUGCAGUUGGCAUGCUGACUGCAGGGCUGUCCACCAGAGCUGUUGCCAAAGAAUUGAAUUAUAAUUUCUCUACCAUAAGCCGCCUCCAACAUUGUUUUAGAGAAUUUGGCAGGACGGCCAACCGGCCUCACAACCGCCAGCCCAGGACCUCCACAUCCGGCUUCUUGACCUGCUGGAUCGUCUGAGACCAGCCACCCAGACAGCUGAUGAAACUGAGGACUAUUUCUGUCUGUAAUAAAGCCCUUUUGUGGGGAAAAACUCAUUCUGAUUACCUGGGCCUGGCUCCCAAGUGGGUGGGCCUAUGCCCUCCCAGGCCCACCCAUGGUUGCGCCCCUGCCCAGUCAUUUGAAAUCCAUAGAUUUAUGCCAAAUGAAUUUAUUUCAAUUUACUGAUUUCCUUAUAUUAACUGUAACUCUGUAAAAUCGUUGAAAUUGUUGCAUGUUGUGUUUUAUAUUUUUGUUCAGUAGUUAUGUGUUAGUAUUAUUACUGAGCAAGCUAAGCUGAUGGUGGUAGCGUGUCUGUUGUCGUGACGACCAGAGUUUGACCGCCACGAGCUGCAGAUCUACGAAGAGGUGGCCAAGAUGCCUCCAUUCCAGAGGAAGACCCUGGUUCUGAUUGGUGCUCAGGGAGUGGGCCGGCGCAGCCUGAAGAACAGACUGAUCAUCAUCAACCCUCUGCUCUAUGGAACCACCGUCCCCUGUGAGUCCCAGUCCCCCCGGUAUAUGUGUGUGUGUGUAUAUCAGAGGGGUACAGCAGAAGACAAACUUCAGUCUUCUAUGAAUUAAUAAGGUAUUCUUCCUCACCCUUCCUCACCUCUAUCUUUUUACCCUCCCUCACCCCUCUUCCUCUCCUCACCCUCCCUCCGUCCAUCCCCUCCCUCCCUCCAGUCACGUCUCGGCCUGCUCGGGAGGAGGAGAGGGACGGACAGUCGUAUUGCUUUGUGUCUCGGUCCCAAAUGGAGGCAGACAUUAAGGCCAGUCGCUACCUGGAGCAUGGAGAGUAUGAUGGAAACCUCUACGGAACCAAGAUGAACUCCAUCCACGAGGUGGUGGACGCAGGACGCACCUGCAUACUGGACGUUAACCCACAGGUAGGUCUGACAGACACCCACAUUUCACACAGUCAUGAUUUUUUCAUUUUAAAGGCCCAGUGCAGUCAGAAAUGUGAUUUUCCUGUGUUUUAUAUAUAUAUACACUGCUAAAAAAAAUAAAGGGAACACUUAAACAACACAAUGUAACUCCAAGUCAAUCACACUUCUGUGAAAUCAAACUGUCCACUUAGGAAGCAACACUGAUUGACAAUACAUUUCACAUGCUGUUGUGCAAAUGGAAUAGACAACAGGUGGAAAUUAUAGGCAAUUAGCAAGACACCCCCAACAAAGGACUGGUUUUGCAGUUGGUGACCACAGACCACUUCUCAGUUCCUAUGCUUGCUGGCUGAUGUUUUGGUCACUUUUGAAUGCUGGCGGUGCUUUCACUCUAGUGGUAGCAUGAGACGGAGUCUACAACCCACACAAGUGGCUCAGGUAGUGCAGCUCGUCCAGGAUGGCACAUCAAUGCGAGCUAUGGCAAGAAGGUUUGCUGUGUCUGUCAGCGUAGUGUCCAGAGCAUGGAGGCGCUACCAGGAGACAGGCCAGUACAUCAGGAGACGUGGAGGAGGCCGUAGGAGGGCAACAACCCAGCAGCAGGACCGCUACCUCCGCCUUUGUGCAAGGAGGAGCAGGAGGAGCACUGCCAGAGCCCUGCAAAAUGACCUCCAGUGGGCCACAAAUGUGCAUGUGUCUGCUCAAACGGUCAGAAACAGACUCCAUGAUGGUGGUAUGAGGGCCCGACGUCCACAGGUUGGGGUUGUGCUUACAGCCCAACACCGUGCAGGACGUUUGGCAUUUGCCAGAGAACACCAAGAUUGGCAAAUUCGCCACUGGCGCCCUGUGCUCUUCACAGAUGAAAGCAGGUUCACACUGAGCAUGUGACAGACGUGACAGAGUCUGGAGACGCCGUGGAGAACGUUCUGCUGCCUGCAACAUCCUCCAGCAUGACCGGUUUGGCGGUGGGUCAGUCAUGGUGUGGGGUGGCAUUUCUUUGGGGGGCCGCACAGCCCUCCAUGUGCUCGCCAGAGGUAGCCUGACUGCCAUUAGGUACCGAGAUGAGAUCCUCAGACCCCUUGUGAGACCAUAUGCUGGUGCGGUUGGCCCUGGGUUCCUCCUAAUGCAAGACAAUGCUAGACCUCAUGUGGCUGGAGUGUGUCAGCAGUUCCUGCAAGAGGAAGGCAUUGAUGCUAUGGACUGGCCCGCCCGUUCCCCAGACCUGAAUCCAAUUGAGCACAUCUGGGACAUCAUGUCUCGCUCCAUUCACCAACGCCACGUUGCACCACAGACUGUCCAGGAGUUGGCGGAUGCUUUAGUCCAGGUCUGGGAGGAGAUCCCUCAGGAGACCAUCCGCCACUUCAUCAGGAGCAUGCCCAGGCGUUGUAGGGAGGUCAUACAGGCACGUGGAGGCCACACAUACUACUGAGCCUCAUUUUGACUUGUUUUAAGGACAUUACAUCAAAGUUGGAUCAGCCUGUCGUGUGGUUUUCCACUUUAAUUUUGAGGGUGACUCCAAAUCCAGACCUCCAUGGGUUGAUAAAUUUGAUUUCCAUUGAUAAUUUUUGGGUGAUUUUGUUGUCAGCACAUUCAACUAUGUAAAGAAAAAAGUAUUUAAUAAGAUUAUUUCAUUCAUUCAGAUCUAGGAUGUGUUGUUUAAGUGUUCCCUUUAUUUUUUUGAGCAGUGUAUAUCUGCACUGAGGUUGGAAUAAUAAUGUAAUAUUGUGAAAAUGAUGAUCAUGCCCUUUUAGUGUUAGAGCUGUUUGAAUAGACCACCUGAAAUAUCAGCCUCUUUUGGUGGGAUGGACAAUUAGUUCAUAGACCAAUAAGAAAGAGUUCCAAACCUCUCAGCUAGUUUUCAGUUUUCCCCUCCCCAAUCAGACCACUCCCAGACAGUCCUAGCUAAAUUCUUGCUUGAGAAAUUGCUUUUGCUAAGAAUCUAUUUCUGGUAUUUUGAUUGAAAAUAAUCACAGUAAGAUACUUAAUUGUUACCCAGAAAUGAUUUGAUACUGAGAUAAAAACGGCUGCAUUGGGUCAUUAAGCAAAACUUGAAUAAGCAUGUUACGUUAGUGUCUGUGUGAUUACUUGAUGGGUUGUGUGUGUGUGUGUGUGUCUGUUGAUGGGUUGUGUGUCGUCAGGCGCUGAAGCAGCUGAAGACAGCAGAGUUCAUGCCAUUUGUGGUGUUUAUCGCUGCUCCUGAACUGGACAUACUAAGAGCUAUGCACAAAGCUGUGGUGGACGCUGGACUCACCACCAAACUGCUCACGGUCAGUCUCCCCUCUCCUCUCCUGGAUGUUGGUAGACCUGUGCACAAUUCUCAGUGCUGUAGUUAUUCAAAAGAAAAGCUAUUCCUUUCUGUAUCACUGAUGGAAACCUCUCUCUCUCCCUCUCUCCCUCUCUCUCUCAGGAGAUAGAUCUGAAGAAAACCGUGGAUGAGAGCGCCAGGAUCCGCCGGGCCUACAGCCACUACUUUGACCUGACUAUCGUCAACGACAACCUGGACAAGGCCUUUGAGCAGCUGCAGGUGGCCGUGGGGCAGCUGUGUUCUGAGCCCCAGUGGGUCCCUGUCAGCUGGGUGUACUGAGAGACUCCUGUCCUGUCCCCACCUGCUGCCCUGCCUGGUUAGGCUGCUCCCUACUGGGCUGGAGGACACACCGCACGCUGCUGGGCCCAGGAGCACACGGAGACUAG